Closterium sp. NIES-65 is the source of this 867-nucleotide messenger RNA. The record is from the annotation of a GenBank genome assembly. NCBI's taxonomy places the organism in Eukaryota, Viridiplantae, Streptophyta, Zygnematophyceae, Desmidiales, Closteriaceae.
AUGCUGCUGCUGCCGGCCAAUGAGCGUGCGCAUUUUAGUCAGUACAAGAGUGCUAAGACCCUGUACGAUGCUGUAGUUGCACGCUACUCUUCCCCUGCCACCGCUGCCCUUAGCCGCCUCAUGCUGCCGUACCUGUUCCCUGACCUCGCUGCCUUUCCCACAGUCGCUGACCUCGUUACGCACCUUCGCACUAGCGACACCCGCUACCACGCUGCGCUCCCUGCUGAGUUCUGCGCCAAGAACCCCCCGCCCAUGUACAUCACCCUCUACUAUAUAGUCACCCGGCUCCCUGACUCCCUUCGCUCGGUCUGGGACCACUUCCUCUCUGUUUGCCCCACCACACUCACCGUUGACCUCCUUGAGGAGCGCCUCCUGGCAGCUGAGAAGAGUGUAGUCGCUGUUGGAGCCUCUCGUGAUGACCCUCGUACCCCCUUCUUUGAGGGGUGCUCCCCAUCCCCCCCUUUGCCCUCUGUUGCCUCUACUUCUGCCCCUAGUGGGAGACGCCGCACAGGCAAGGACAAGGGGGGCAAGGGUGCUGGAGGGGCUGGCGGGGGCGGUGGAGGUGGUGGUGGAGGCGGCGGAGGGGAUGGGGGUGCCGGUGGGAGUGGUGGCGGGGGUGGGGGCGUCGGUGGUGGCGGUGGAGGCGGAGGCGGCGGCGGUGGCAGUGGCGGUGGGAGCGGAGGAGGCGGCGGUGGCGGCGGUGGUGGAGGUGGCGGCGGUAGUGGUGGAGUUAGUCGGGGUGGCUCUGCGCAGAGGGGCGGCUCCGUUGGUGGUCAGGGCCAGCAGCAGCAGCGCACUCGUGAGACCCCGCCCCCCCAGCAGCUUCGUGAGUGUGCGGUGGCCCGCACACCGCCCAGCGCUGCUUAG